AUGAAUCGUGCCAGGCGAGUAUCUGUUCCCCCCAAGAGGUUCAGGGAUGGGUCCCCAGGUGGUAGUAGGGCUCCUGCAAAGGAGAAAAGAGUGAAUACUGUGGAGAAUCUCCUUCCCUCGCAGGAGGACAUGAUCCCAUGUGGGCAGGGUUCUAAGGCCCCCUCUCUAGCUCCCCCAAGCUCUCCAUCUUUGUAUGAGGAUGCAGAGUCGAGUGGUGGAGAGAUGGAGAUGGGGGAGGCAGUGGACAGGCAGGAGGAUAGAGAGUUUGAGCAGGCCUCGGGCCCUGGGCCUAGUGGUGCAGGGCUGGUGGCCUCUCAGGUAUCCCCUAUGGUGAGGAGUGUUUUGGUGCAGGGCAUGCAGGCCUUGCCAGCUGAGGCAGCAGCAGGAGUUAUGUCCCUCCUGCAGGCCUUGGUGGCGGCAGAUGCGCCUGGGGGUUCAAUAGGCUCUGGGCCCGUUUGUGGGCCUAGUGUAGGAGUAGGCCCCGGGCCUAGUUCUGGGCCUGUAAGGCCUGGGGCUGGGCCCUCUUUUGGGCCUGGUUUAUUGCUGGAGUCCGGUGAGCAUGCCCCUUAUUCUGGGCCUGGGUUGGGGCCUAUGGGGCCUGGGCUCAUGCCCGGAUUGGAGUCAGGAUGGCAGGCGGGGGCUAGUGUGGGUCCCGGUGCAGGGCAGGGUCAGCCUAGUGCCGGUUCUCACCUGGCCCCGGUCCUGGAGCGUGGCAGCAGUUCGGUCAGCACUUCGUGCCUGGCUGGGCGGCUGGAGCCGGGUAGGCCUAUUGCCAGUAGCAGCCCAUACGAGGUGGCUUCGGGUGUAGGCCUCCCGGUUGCUGCUUGCGCGAGUAUCGCGUGUCGUGGCCCCGCCCCUUCUGGUGAUGCACUUCCGGUGUGGCAACCGGAACCGGAAACGCCCCUGCAAGGCCACGGCAGUGAUCGAGGUCACAGGGGGAGGCAGGCAGCAAGCAGGAGCGGGUCCUCACGCGGUACCCGGACAGGUAGGUCGGGGGUACCGGGGCCGAGGACCGGCCCUGCUGGUGGUGUUGGGGGCACUUUGUUGGGUCCGGUGUAUGAUGGGCCCAGGGUCCAGCAGCAGGGGCAAGUGUGUGGAGUGCCUGGAAGUGCAACACAGGGGAAUGUGAUGUCAUUUAGUAGGGAGCAAACUGUGUUACAGCAGCAGGGACAAUUGAGUGGAGUGCCUGGAAGUGCAACACAGGUGAAUGUGAUGCAAGCUGGGCGACGGCAAAGUGUGCAGGGCACGCAGCAGCAGAGACAUUUAGUUUUUGGUGAGAGUGCUGCUGGGCAAGUGUCUGGGGGAGGCAUACAAGAGAGGGCUUUUCCAGAUAGAAGAGGGCAAGGUGUGCAAGGUCCCAGUGUGAGUCGUCGGGUUCCUGUGGGGGCCGGUGUGGGUGUGAACGUGGGGCCUCCAGGGCAGCUUGGGGGUCCUCAACAGCAGGUGGUGCAGCCAGCAGGGCAGCAAGCUAUCCCACCAGUGCUGCUGCAGUUAUUGCAGCCACUAUUGAAUGCGUGGGGUACGCUAGGAGGGCAGGCAGCAAGCGGGGUAUGCAAGUAG
Molecule: messenger RNA, 1560 nt
Organism: Bombina bombina (fire-bellied toad)
Lineage: Eukaryota; Metazoa; Chordata; Amphibia; Anura; Bombinatoridae
Product: decreased expression in renal and prostate cancer protein-like
Exons: 1
Coding region: 1-1560 (519 amino acids)
Source: RefSeq, a predicted model, not a curated record